Molecule: messenger RNA, 2504 nt
Organism: Eurytemora carolleeae
Lineage: Eukaryota; Metazoa; Arthropoda; Copepoda; Calanoida; Temoridae
Exons: 5
Coding region: 266-1435 (389 amino acids)
Biological process (GO): regulation of sodium ion transport
Molecular function (GO): sodium channel regulator activity
Source: RefSeq, a predicted model, not a curated record
AGUUCAUUCUUAACCUAGAGCAGGAUCCCCGCGGCUAGCAAAUCUUCAUUCUCUACUCUAAACUCUACCCGAAGAAUCCAGGAUCUUCCUAUCCAGUAUCCAGGUCUGCUGUAUCUCCUAGUGCUGGUGGGUCCAGGUGCUCCUGUUCUUUAUAUCGGAAGAUAUAGAAGCAAAACAUUUACCUGGAGCAACUUCAAUACAAUACAAUACAGGUAUGGUUGCGAGGAUGGGUUCCAUGUGAUGGAGGCUGGGGAGAGAGGGACGGAUGGCUGGAGAGGGGGGGACGGAUGGAAUUAGGAAAAGGUUGAGUAGGGAUGAAGAUACCGCCAUGGGAACUCAGGAUAAUCAAACAAUGCAGUCGAAGCGCGGUGUCGGAGCAAAGUUUGUUGGUGAGUGGACUAAACUAUUCAGCUGGAUCCUUGAGAUAGAGAUGGGUUUGGUUUGGGGUAUAUCCGGUUUAUCCCUGAUAUCCUUUAUAUUCACCUCAAUAUGGUACAUAGAUCCAGCUCUACUUACUAUGGUACUACAGUUCCAACCAGCUACAUGUACCACAAUUCACAGUGCAUAUCUGAUUGGAAUAUCUAACUGUACAUGGACAAGCUGUAGACAUGGUUGUACAUCAGAAAUAUAUAAAUGUUGGCAUGUUGUUGUAAACUAUACUCUUAUCUCUGGUUCACGUCCAAUACCUCCUCCUUGGUCCAGUUUAUCAUCUUUAUCCAUCCCUUCUUCUCCUGAUUCUUCAGCCAACCUUCCAACUAAACUAUAUCCUAAUGUUAGAGGAUGCGGAUAUCCCCCUAGUUUACAGUGUGAAGAUUUCUAUUCUGAGUUUGGUUCCGUUGAUAGUUCAUAUCCAUGUUGGAUAUCUCAUAUAGAUUCUAAUAUUGCUCUUACAGAGCUAGAUCUGAAGAAACUCAAGGAGGAAGUUAUGUACAGUCUUAUUCCUCUUGGAACCUUUAUAUUAUCCACCCUGUAUGCUCUAUGUAGACUUGGAGUAUUCUCUAUAUGCAAUCCUCUCCGUUGCUGUCCCAAGGUUUCCGGUUCUACGGAGCAAACCCGUCUUACUCCAAAGCAGUUGUUCAGGUAUAAAAAAGCACUCCUGGCCAAGAAAUCCGAAGAGAAUGAAGAGAGAGCUCAACCCAAAACCGAACCUGAACCUGAGCCUUCAAAACUUGAGAUUCCCCCAACUAUUCAUGAAAUAGUUGAAGGAAUAGGAAGUAGCGGAGACCAAAGUCCUGCUAGUGAUAAAUUAACCCUGAGUAGAUCUAGAGAGAGGUUAGGACGGAUCCUAGAGCAGUCUCGAGAUGAGAGGAACCUUGAAUUCGAGGAGCUGAGCACUGUCCUAGAACACCUGGAGCAGAUCCCGUACAAGCAGAAGCCAAACCGAAGACGAACAGAUCCUCUAACAGAUAAAACAUUGAGGAUCAAAGAAGCUUAACACUCCGACCUUUAAACUAAAAUACAAAAACUUUUUUUUAUAAUUCUUGGUGAAGGUUUAUUGUGAUUAAAGAGUAGAAAGCUCCACUUUAAGUUUGCAAUCUCGGGUUCUUUAUCCUUAUCAGAUCCUAGAUUACAGCUGGGUUCGCUUUGGUUCUUGGUAAACAAGGUUAUAAACUAUUUAAUUUCCUGUUUAAUGGUUGAAAGUUUACUCAGAUAUAAUGUUAAUAAAGUGAACCAAAGCUACAGCACUCAACUCCAGGGAAUAGAAUAAAGAUUUAGUUUAAAUCCUUGUCGAGUUUAAUACAAUUUCACAGGUCCCUGGAGAAAAGUAAGAAUGGACUGCACCAUUGAACCAAGAUAUCGUUCUGAUCAUCUCUACUCCGUAUACUUGUAUUGAACCAGGAGCUCUACCCAAGAGAAGAGAAAAAGAAGGAGAGGAAACUAAUUCAACUUUGAACAUUAAAUAUUCUUUGUUUUAAACUCGAAUUUUAGGAAAGGAAAUUAGUUAUAUCCAAACUUCAUUUAUAGUUUAAAAUCUAAAUUAAUGAAGCUAAAUUGAAUUCUGUGCAAAUCUUGUGAAAAUUGCAGUAAUUCCUAGACUAAAUAUCAAAAUAGCACUGGUAUAGACAGUUUAGAUACACCACUUUGUGCUGUACAUUGCGUAGCAAUAGAGUGAUACAGGUACGGCAUUUUCAACUGUACAUUCAGUAGAAACAGAAUGUUGCAGAAACAGUACAGGUACACCACUUGGUGCUGUACACUGAGUAACAACGAAGUGGUACAAAAUAAGUAAGGGAAAGUUUUUUUUCGGCAACAAUUUUUAUCUUUUACCAAAAACCAUCCAUAAAUCUUCCUUGGGGGUCAUGUUCGAGUUACCACAAAAAAAUGAGCCUGAUGGGCUACGCCGUUUUGACGUUUGUAAGAUACAAACAAACAAAUAAAACACAUAUAUAAAGAGAUAUAUAAUAUAUAAAGCAAUAUUAUAGAUAAACUAUAAUUUAUACGGUAACCAAUAAUAUCAUUCAUUGACUUGUGAUUAUCAAAAUAAAUAAAGAUUUUGUAUUGAA